UCAAUGCUGUCAAGCAAGUAUCAAGUGUCAAGAAAAAACUACUGUCUACUGUGCUACUUGCCGACUUCUCGUGCUUAAAAAUCCGUAAUUUGUACAACUUAAAUAGUUAUUUAUUAAAAACCUUUCCUCUUAAGUAAAAAGACAAGAAACAAAAAUGGGAGUGGAUAUUUUAAGUUUCGCUUAUGCCGCUACUGUAGCUGCCGGUGGUAUAAUGGGCUACGCUAAAGCAGGUUCUAUUCCAUCAUUGGGUGCUGGAUUAAUUUUUGGAUCAAUAUUAGGUAUAGGGGCAUACCAGCUCAGCCAGGAUCCAUCAAACUACACAUUAAUGUUAGGCACUACAACUACUCUUGGUGGACUUAUGGGAUACAGGUAUUACAAUGGAAGGAAGUUCAUGCCAGCCGGUCUAGUAUUCUGUCUAUCAAUUGGAAUGAUAGCAAGAUUAUUGGUUAAAAAUGUCACAGCCAGUCCUAUGUCAGUGAAAUCGGACUAAUUAUGCUCUCCCAAGUGCUCAUCCAUUGUUUCAAAGCAGGUUAUGUUAACCAUAGUUUUAGAACUUUUUCCUACUCAAUACUUUUAUGUUGAUAUAUUUAAAACUCUUGUUUGAUAACAAUUCUGCAGACCAAUAAUUUAUGUAAUCGUAAUCAAUCAAUAAGGUAUGUUUUUUCUGUAUGUGUAUAUUAUAAAAAAUGUCUUAAAAACUUACACACUCAAACAUACAAAUUCUGUUGAUUUAUUCAUAUCUGAAGGUAGGUAAUAAAUUAUAAUGUCUUGAUUUUGUGUGAUUGGUGUUCCUAUUUUGUAUAUUGUAUUGUAUAUUAUUAUUGAACGGUACAUGCCAUUAUAAAAACAAAUCGAAACGAAACAGAAGUACCUAAUAUACUGUGUAAGUGAGAUUGAAUGUUUAACGCCGCUCUUUUCGAUUCGUUUCUUUAUUGGCACGAGUUAAAAUAUUAUUACUGGAAUAAUAUUGAAUUUGUUUUCUGUUAUUAUUCACUUUGUUUUAAAUGCUGUAUAUUUAUGUUGAUGUAAGUAACAUAGGUGACGGGUGUUCUUCUAAGUGGGGUAAUAAAACUCAAAAUUUA
Molecule: messenger RNA, 1082 nt
Organism: Maniola jurtina (meadow brown)
Lineage: Eukaryota; Metazoa; Arthropoda; Insecta; Lepidoptera; Nymphalidae
Product: transmembrane protein 14C
Exons: 4
Coding region: 155-490 (111 amino acids)
Biological process (GO): regulation of heme biosynthetic process
Cellular component (GO): mitochondrial membrane
Source: RefSeq, a predicted model, not a curated record